AUAACAUCCAGUGAUUUAGCCCUAGUGUAUACAGCCAACGAGAUUUCUCUUAAAGAGUCAGAUUAAGAUGAUUUUCUUUAACAAAACAUGUCAGAUAGUCCACGCGGGGCUGCCAUCUUGAAAAGCAUCGAUCUGAUCCGGCAGUACUGAUAUACAGCCUGGACCAGUGCUGACGAACAGACAUUACUGUAUCAGCUAUGACUACAUCGGGACUGAAAUAGAUACUGGUCCAGGCCAGAGCAACAGCCUCGAUUCAGCAGUGAUGGCCGUCGAUACUGGACCGUUAUAGAAUCAAACCUGGUCCAGGCCUGAUACCCAUCAUUCACGGAUCAUGCAUGGUAACUCUUGGGUGUGUACUAGCUUUGUGGGCGUAUUUGUUACAUGAGGGGCCGGGGCCGGGGCAAAGGAUAUCUUAGGAACACCCUAGCACGAGGGCGUUGCUAGCUGUACAUGGGUGUCGAUGUCAUCAACCAGCCCCACCCUUUACAACUGAUGGCUUCUAAGUUAUCUUCUCCUGUCGCUUCUUCUGUACCAGUAGACCCUCCAAAUCAACUGACAAUUACUGAUCUUCCUGAGAUACUUCAGUUACUCAGAAGACAUGACUACACUGGAUUCAGAGCAGGAGUCAGUUACUGUAGACUUGGUCGCUAUCUUGGUCUAUCUCUUGCUACACUUGAUGUCAUUACAGAGAAUCAUAAUUUUAUAGGAGAUAUUGAGGGUGGUCUGCAUGCGUGUCUUACUAAAUGGUUACAGAAAGCUGAUGAUGUACAGUACAUUAAAGGUGGUUCUACUCUCUAUUCAUUGGUAUCAGCAUUGAGGAGAAUUCAUAUCUUUCCUGUGAAUGACGUUUCCAAUUUAUAA
Amphimedon queenslandica is the source of this 861-nucleotide messenger RNA. RefSeq lists its product as uncharacterized. Bases 451 to 861 code for a protein of 136 amino acids. The transcript has 2 exons. The record is from RefSeq and is a predicted model, not a curated record. NCBI's taxonomy places the organism in Eukaryota, Metazoa, Porifera, Demospongiae, Haplosclerida, Niphatidae.